AUGUCGUCGCGACAACCGUCGCCGCAAUCCUCUGAACGAUCUCCCCUGCUUUCGAGGCCCGAAGACGACUCGACCACAGGCUACAACGACCAGCCUGACGAUGAAACCACUCGUUCCGUGGCUGGCUCCACGGAAUCGGUAGAGGGACAAAAACAAAAGCAAAAGAGAUGGCCUACAAUCAUUGCUCUGUCGAUCCUUUGUAUCGCGGCCGUCGUCGCUUGUCUCGGGUUCGCACUCCCGUCGGCCGUUGAGGAAUAUGCCAAACAAAGCGUCGUGUUCGAACCCACAAACUUGUCCAUCGACUCGUUUACUUCUCUGGGUAUCCGUGCUCGAGUACAAGGGACCUUCUAUCUAGACGCCUCACGAGUCCGCAACAAACCCACGCGGGACCUGGGCAGAUUCGGGACAUGGAUUGCACGAGAAGUCGAGAGCGGAGAGGGCCAUGUCAAAGUCUUCUUGCCGGAAUAUGACAAUGUCCUGUUAGGAACGGCGACGCUGCCUCCGGUCAAGGUGAACAUUCGCAAUCGCCAUUACAACCGUGUCGAUGUCCUGGCAGACCUGGAGCCCGGGGACGUCGACGGCAUCCGAAGAGUGGCUAAGGAUUUUAUGGAUGGCAAGUUGAAAGCAAUCACUGCCAAAGUGGUUGCCACGGUUCCAAUUAGAAGUGGCCUGAUCCGACUGGGCGACCAGACUGUUGCACAAUUCUUGCAGUUUGAGGGCCACGAUGUCCCGGCCGUGCCGGAUUUCGACGUUCAACGAGUUCGAUUUGCCGAGUACGGUCUGCCCGGUCAUCCUGAAGGUCUCAAAGCCAUGGCCGUGGUUUCCGUCAUGAACGAUUUUCCUCUCAAAUUUGACGUACCUACGUUGGCAUUUGAAGUGCUUCUUCCCGACUGUCAGGAUGACUACUUGCUCAUUGCCGCCGCCAGGACCGAUCCCAUUCAUAUUCUACCCAAACAGAACAUUACUGCAGGUGUCACUGCGUUGGUGCGCCAACUACCUACAUCUCUCACUGAGAUUUGUCCAGAUUCCAAAACGUCCCCGUUGGACAGCUUUAUCGCGGCGUAUCUCUCUGGGAGUAAAACCACGGUCUACAUUCGAGGUGGUGAACAGGAUGAGAAUACACCCCAAUGGAUUGGAAGGCUAUUGCGCGAGACGACCAUUCCUUUCUCCCUACCUGGACAUCCCUUUGACAAUUUGAUCAAGAACUUCUCGCUUGGCGACGUACAUUUUUCUUUGCCCGACCCUCUGUCGGAGACCCAACCCAAGAUUUCGGCCGUCGUCAAAGUCUUGGUCGGACUCCCUCCGGACAUGAAUGUCAACCUAGAUGUCGACCGAGUUAGGGCUGAUGCAGACGUUUUCUACAAGGGAGACUUGUUGGGCAGGUUGGAUCUACGCAAAUGGCAAUCAGCCAAUGCAACGAAAGUCGACCACAAUCUCUUGGUACAGUCCAUCGUCAAAGACGCGCCCCUGGAGAUCAAGGAUCAGUCGGUGUUUGCAAAGGUGGUGCAAGACUUGGUGUUUGGCUCAGGAGCGGCGCUCUCAGUGCAUGCCAGUGUCGACGUCAACACUCUCACGGCAUUGGGGGAAUUUGUGGUGCGAAAGAUCCCAGCACAAGGAGACAUCUUCGUCAAACCACUAGCUGGAGAUUUCCAGGUUCCAGAAAUCAAGGGUAUGGAAGUCGUCGAUACGUCGGAAACCUCAUUAACUCUGCAGGCAAAGGUUAAUGUGACCAAUCCGACCGAAUACUCCGUUACCAUCCCUUAUUGCAACGUCAGUCUCUGGGUCAACCAUACACGAGUCGGGUACGCGUGGCUGUCGGCGGAUGUCGUCCCUGGGCCGAAUGAAAUCACCGCGAGAGCAUCGUGGGAGGUCGGCGAGGUGGGCAGGGAAUGGCUGUCACAAUACAUCUCGGGCUACAAUACAACUCUGACAGUCAGAAGCCACGCCGACUCGAUCCCCAACUUUCCGGAUCCUCGGGUGGAAAUGACGGUGCCAACACCCAAGAUGUUUGGACACCAAUUCCUGAAGGAGACCACGAUGCAUCUUCUCUCGUCCACGGCCACAUUUGUUUUGGUUUCCCCUUUUGCCAUGUAUGUGACCAGUAUCGCGGCCGCGGCGUACUUCAAUGGCACUGAGAUUGGCACCAUUACCUGGGAGUACCCGUUUGCCAUUGUGCCGGGAGAAAACCUGACCCCCAAGCUGCCUGUAGAUUGGAACAGCAAUGCGCUGGGGACCAUCCGAGAUGCACUUGGGGGCAGCUUGAAAGUCGACGCCAGAGCCGACGUAGGUGUAAGGAUCGGUCAAUGGCACGAACGCAUCUGGUAUGAGGGUCGUGGAUUAGGGGCCAAGAUUCGACUGUGA
Capronia epimyces CBS 606.96 is the source of this 2361-nucleotide messenger RNA. RefSeq lists its product as uncharacterized. The transcript is spliced from 2 exons. The record is from RefSeq and is a predicted model, not a curated record. Gene Ontology annotation, cellular component: fungal-type vacuole membrane. Lineage: Eukaryota; Fungi; Ascomycota; Eurotiomycetes; Chaetothyriales; Herpotrichiellaceae. The coding region runs from base 1 to 2361 and encodes 786 amino acids.